UUGAUAAAGGCCGUCUCCGGCUGGAGCCACCUCCCCCCUUCCUUUUUUUUUUUCCGUGCUCCCUCCUUCUAGACUUCGUUUUGUUGACGACACCAACUCUCUCUUUCUCUCUCUGCGCGCGCGUCGCAGACCCAACUUCCCCUCUCUCCCCUAAGCCAGAGAGGGAGAUAUCAUUUUUCAAUACAAUUGCUGGAAAGAACAACCUAACAUCCUUGGUUGUUAUUCACUUCUUCCGUAGGGCCGUAGGAGAAUGCAGCUUUCUAGGGUUUUCUCCGCGGGCUCUCAUUUUUCUGAGAGUUUCGAUUCAGCGACAGGUUAAUGGUAGUCUACUAGAUUAGAAUGAUUCAUUGAAAUUGAGAUGGGCUCGUGUGGGAAAUCAAGCGUAUUAGAAGACGCCUCAAGCGGGCCUGUUAUUGAGCAGCAUUCACACGCAGAGUUUCCAUUGCAGUCUAUUCCUUUGCAGCCGUCUUGUCCAGUACUAACUUGCAAUGCGUUGGAAUCUGAUGUCAAUCACUCCAAUAUGAUGAAGGGAUGUAUGAAUUCGUCUAGAGAGGCUCAGACUCGGUCUGCAAGCACCGUUGAUGUUCCAGAGAUGUCCAGAGAUUCAUUGGUGAUGAACAAAAAUGAAAAUACUGAUAGGUUACAAUGCUCAUGCACAGUAGUAAGUUGCGAUGCCCGCUCUGAUAAGAUGGAAGGUUGUAUGAAUUCGACUGGAGAGGUCCACACAGAAUCUUCAAGCUCCAUUGAUGCUCCAGAGAUGUCCGGAGAUUCAUUGUUGAUGGCAAACAAAACUGAAAAUACUGAUAGUUUACAAUUGUCCUGUCCAGUAGUAACUAGCAAUGCGUUGGGCUCUACUGUUGAGCACUCCAAUAUGAUGAAAGGUUGUAUGAAUUCGUCUAUAGAGGUCCACACAGGGUCUGCAAGCCCUGUUGAUGUUCCAGAGGUGCCCAAAGAUUCAUUGUUGAUGGUGAAUAAAAAUGAAAAUACUGACAUCUUACAACAGUCCUGUUCAGUAGUAACUUGCAAUGUGUUGGACUCUAAUGUUGAUAAUUCCAAUAUGAUGGAAGGUUGUAUGAAUUUGUCUAGAGAGGUACACACUGGGUCUGCAGGCUCCAUUGAUGUUCAAGAGAUGUCCAGAGAUUCAUUGUCGACGGUGAACAAAAAUGAAAAUACUGUUAUGUUACAACAGUCCUGUCUAGUAGUAACUUCUGAUGUGUUGGACUCUGUUGUUGAUCUCUCCGAUAUGAUGGAAGAAGGUUGUAUGAGUUCGUCUUUAGAGGUCCACUCUAGGUCUGCUAGCCCGAUCCAUGCUUCAGAGAUAACCAGAAUUUCAUUGUUGGAGAACAAAAGUGAAAAUACUGAUAUUUUACAAGAGUCUUGUCUAGUAGCUACUUGCAAUACGCUGGAUUCUAAUGUUGAGCACUCCAACCUGACAGGAGGUUGUAUGAAUUCGACUGGAGAGGUGGCAAUUUCCAUUGAUGCUCCGGAGGUAAUUAGAGAUUCAUCAUUGAUGGAGAACAAAAGUGAAAAUACUGACAGUUCACAGCGGUCCUGUCUAGCAGUAACUUGCAAUGCGUUGGACUCUAAUGUUGAGUGCUCUGACAUUAUGGAAGGUUGUAUGAAUUCAUCUAGAGAGGUCUAUGCAGGGUCUGCAAGCCCUAUUGAUGUUCUAGAGAUGUCCAAAGAUUCAUUGUUGACGGUGAAUAGAAGUGAAAAUACUGAGAUGUCACUCCUGGAGAAAACCUCUGAGAAUGAUAGCCAGACUUGUCAGAGUACAUUUUGUGCACAAAUUGAACUUUCUAAUCUAGAAAGUGUCAGGCUGGUGGCAGAAGGAAAACCUCAUGCCGAAGAUGGUAUCAAAAUGCCAUCAGACUUCAUAUUGGCCAGUGGUUCACCUAAGAAUUGUGUUCUUCAGGAUGGGCAGAAGGAUGAGAAGAACAACACGUUCCACUCUGCAGGAGUUUCUUUUGCACUCAUGGAAGGUGAAAACGAUGCUGGUUUUCCAACUGCAACCGGCUUCCUUGUUUGUUGCCACCAACAAAGUGAACAAGAGGACAUAAUGAGGAAUGCUAAUCCAUUUUUGGAGGGCAUGAACGAAGGUGAUUUGAUUUGUGGGAUUGAAUCAGAUGCCUGCAAGCAGACUCAUUCACAGGGCAGUGAAGUACCCACAGAUGUAAUACAUACUGAAGCAGAGGCUAUAAGUGAUCAGCUGCAUGAUCAAAAAGAUGGUGAUGAGAAUAGUCCUUAUAAAGGCUUUGUUGAUAAACAAAGUUUCAUUGAGACACAUGUCCAAGUAUUCUCCUCAUCAGGCCAUCAAAGGAUCUUGGGGAGUUUGCCUGUAGCUUAUUCACCUGGUGAGGCUACCCACUCGGAGAAGGGGAUUGAUAAUAUUGAUACUGAUUUUGAUGCAGAAGAUGUUCUGAAAGUUAAGGGAAAAAAUAAUGAUGUUAUGACUGAAAUAAAUGUUGAAAUGAAGAACAAUAUGUCGCAUGCUGUUAAUGCAUACAAGUUAAAUGACAGUUGCUCCAAAAAAGAUGCCAACUGUACCUUGAGAAAAAUGUUUCCUCCUGAAUCAGAUCUUCCUUCUCUUGAUUAUAUCAGUAUUAGCUCUCCAAAGGAUGUGCCUGAUCAUCUCAAGGAGGUCAAUGGUUCCAUCGGUUAUAGUAGCCUUGUGGGCAAUUCUGGAGAGGCCGACAGUAUUGGGAAAGAUGUUAUACAAGUUGAUUGUAACUCUGAAAGCAAUUAUUCUGGGAAUGCAUCCUUGCCUAUUCGAAGGACUAGUCGAAGAAGUAAAUCUAAUCGUAAGACACAGACUAAAAGAGCUUUGAGGAAAUGCAAAAACAAAACCAGUGUGCCACUCCUAGGUGGGGAUAUGGAGAUGAUCUUGGAGGCUGCUAGAAAGAAAAGAAGCUGUUUCUCUAAACGAGCUCGUUCCUCUAUCUGGGGAUUGAUAGGAAACAUUAAUAAGUUUUUUGAACAAGAUAAUGAGCUUGGAGUUGAUAAAGUUAUGGGUAAAGGAUUGGGGAAGGUGAGAGGUGCCCGUAAAAGUGGCAAGAGAAACAAGAAUGGUGCAAUUUCUAGCUCAUUGAGUUCAAUGAAGAAAUGCUGUGCUUCAACUACUCGUGUUCGUCUGAAGAUUAAGCUGGGGAAAGAAGUUCAAUUAAGUUGUUCAGAUGUCCUGGUUCCAGAGGUUUUGAAUGGUUCAUAUUCUGCUUCUAACGUGGGGCCUGGUCCAGCCUCUCAGGAAAGAAACAGCAAUGCUGGAGAUAAAUUUUCAGAAGAGAUUGCAGUAGACAAGCCUGAAUCUUCAUCAAACAACCUGGAUGGAGAUGCUCUUGUUGUGAAUGGACAAAUGGCAAAUCACCUUUUGGAAGCUGCUGCAACAACAGAAAAAUCAGAUGGGUUCACAGAGGAACUAUGCUAUAUGAUUCCUCCCAAGAGGAUGAUUGAACCGUUGAGAGAGACAGUUAAUGAUAAGGAGAUGGAUCCUGGAACUUCACCUGAUUCAGAAGUUAUCAAUUCAAUUCCUGAAGCCGAGGUUGGAGAAAGACAUCAACAAGGUUUGCAUGAUGCUGUUCUUGAUUCUUCUAAAGUGUCUGAUUCUCUUGGAGUGGUAUCUGGUUGCAGGAGAGGGAAGAAGAAAGACAAGCUUACUUCUUCUAAUAGUUCUAUUGUUGGAGAUGGCUCACAAUGGCUACCGAGGAAAAAUAAAACCAAGCACUCAAAGAAUUGUGGACGUAAAAAGAAUUCCAAUGAAGUUGUUUGCUCCAUAAGUUCACAUGCUUCCCCUGAUAUAAAUGCUGCGAGCAACUCAGUAAGCUAUAAAGAAUUAUCCAGUGAAUCAUUGCCCCCAUCUGGAGAGAUUGAACUUGAAGACCCCACUGAGGCUUUGAAAGUCAAAAAUAGCAUGAAAGUUGAGACUACUUGUGGGCCAAAUGACAAUCAUGGGCUUUUAGAAUCCCAGGGCCUUGAGAAUUUGCUGUCUUCAGCUAGAUCCUCAGGUCGUAAACUUCCUAAAAGUCUUACAUCUUGUAAAAUUGGCACCCCUAAAUCAAAAGCUUCUGAGUCAACGAGUGCGAAAAAGACUGGUAGCAGACGAAGAGAGAAACAACUGAAACCUAUUAAGAGUGAAGUCAAGGGAAAAGCUGUCUCUGAAAAAGUUACCUCUCAAGCAGAAGAUUGUCUGCGUGCAGAACCUGUUGAUGGAAGUUAUACGUUGGAUGAUAUAAAAAUUAAUGCCGGUGACAAGAAGGCAUCAUUUAAUGGAUCCAAUUUGGACAUUUUAGUCGGUACCAGUUUGGAGGAGCAGCAUCCAUCACCUCAUAAUGCAUGGGUGCGCUGUGAUGAUUGUCACAAGUGGCGGCGUAUUCCUGUUGACCUUGCAGAUCUAAUUGAAGAAACAAAGUGCACCUGGACCUGUAAGGAUAGCAACGAUAAAGCCUUUUCUGAUUGCUCUAUCCCCCAAGAAAAGUCAAAUGCAGAGAUCAAUGCAGAGUUGGGAUUAUCAGAUGCUUCAGGUGAAGAAGAUGCUUAUGAAGGCUGUAAAAAUUAUAAGAAGUUGGAAUAUCAACACCCAACAGCUCACCAGGAAUCAACUUUUACCCAUAUUCUUACUAACGAGUUUCUGCACCGCAACCGCAAAACUCAGACUAUUGAUGAGAUAAUGGUUUGCCAUUGUAAACAACCAUCAGUAUAGUUUGGUUGUGGGGAUGAGUGUCUAAAUCGGAUGCUCAACAUUGAAUGUGUUCAAGGAACCUGCCCAUGUGGGGAUCUUUGUUCAAAUCAACAGUUCCAGCGACGCAAGUAUGCCAGCUUGACGUGGUUUAAAUGUGGGAAAAAAGGUUACGGGUUGAAGGCACUUGAGGAUAUAUCUAAAGGGAAGUUUCUUAUUGAAUAUGUUGGGGAGGUGCUUGAUAUGCAUGCUUAUGAGGCGCGGCAAAGAGAGUAUGCUUUCAAGGGUCAUCGGCAUUUCUACUUCAUGACAUUGAAUGGCAGUGAGGUGAUAGAUGCAAGUGCAAAAGGAAACUUGGGGCGAUUCAUUAAUCAUAGUUGUGAUCCUAAUUGCCGUACAGAAAAGUGGAUGGUGAAUGGUGAAAUCUGUAUUGGACUUUUUGCAUUGAGGGAUAUUAAGCAGGGUGAAGAGGUGACAUUUGAUUACAACUAUGUAAGGGUUUUUGGUGCUGCUGCCAAAAAAUGUUAUUGUGGUUCACCUCUAUGUCGUGGUUAUAUAGGUGGUGGUGAUCCACUUAAUGCUGAAGUCAUUGUUCAAGGUGAUUCAGAUGAAGAAUUUCCAGAACCAGUGAUGCUUACUGAAGACGGUGAAAUUGAAGGCAGCAUGCCUAGAUCUGAUGUUAUGCAAGCUGAAAGGAAUUUGUCAAAUGACAGAGAUAUAAUUGAGAAGUCCAUAAGUGAUCGAGUGCCAGGUAAUAAUCAGGAGAAAGAGAACUCUUUAAACCCAUCUCCUCCUGUUUCCCUGUUGCACUGCCCAUUAGAUGUGGAAGAUUCAAUGGGCAAAUUGCCAUCAUCUGACAUGGAAGAAAUUUCUCGACAAAUGGAUGGUGUAAUUAGUACAUCCAUGCCUACUGUACAACAUGUGUCAACAUCAGAGCUUCCUGACAAUAUUUCUUCCAUCCAAAGAAUGGAAGCUUCUGCUACACCUAUUAGUAAAGUGAUAUCAAAUUUUAUUAAGAAUAAAAGGGAAUCCAAGUUUGAAAUUGUUGAAGACAGGCCUGAUUUUCCAAAAACACACCUGGUUGUGAAGACUUCUCGAGCAAAUGGUUUGGUUAAAAAGGGAAAGGUUCAUGCCAAUCAUUCAAAUGGCCUCAAAGCUGCGGUGACAGCCAACAGAUUGCAGGCAGCAUGGAUCAAACCUAAAAAGAUGGUGGAAGGUUCUUCCAAUGGCCGUUAUGAAGCAGUUCAGGAGAAACUUAAGGAGUUGUUAGAUGAAGAUGGAGAAGGAGGAAUAAGCAAAAGAAAAGAUGCAACCAAAGGCUACUUAAAACUUCUGCUUCUCACUGUGGCAUCAGAUGAUAGGAAUAAUGGCGAAGCAAUUCAAAGCAAUCGAGAUCUUUCCAUGAUCCUUGGUGCCCUUCUGAAAACAAAAUCUAGAGCAGUGCUGAAUGAUAUAAUUAACAAGAAUGGUCUACAGAUGUUGCAUAACAUUAUGAAGCAAUACAGACGGGAUUUCAAGAAAACUCCCAUACUACGGAAGCUUCUUAAGGUCUUAGAGUAUCUAGCAGCAAGCAAGAUAUUGACAUUUGAGCACAUCAACAGCGGCCCUCCCUGUCAUGGAAUGGAGAGCUUUAGGGAGUCCAUGUUGUCUCUGGCAGAGCAUGAUGACAAACAGGUGCAUCAAAUCGCUCGAAGCUUUCGGGACAGAUGGAUUCGUAGGCCUUUCAGAAGACAUGGUUAUGUGGACAGAGAUGAUUUUAAGGGAGAAUCUUACAGGAAUUUUAACUGCAAUAGAUUUUCAGCACCACAGAACCAUAAGCGGGAGUUAGACGUUAGACCCACGGAAGCAAUAGAUUGUGCACAGCAAUCAAAACCAUUGACAACCUCGGCAGAUGCUGGUGCCCAGGAGGGUUGCCCUGCACUGUCUUUAGAUGGAUGUAAAGUUGGUGGGACAAAAAGGCGCAAGCGUAAAAGCAGAUGGGAUCAACCUGCAGAGACAAUAUCAAACUUAUCAUCUAGUCCAUGUAAGAGACAAAAUUUUGAUUCUGGGCUAUCAAUGCAUGCUGAUGCAGCUAUUAAAUGUUCUGAUGGAAGUCAGAACAUUAGUGAGGAUUUUCCCCCUGGGUUUUCAUGUCCUGUUCAACCGCAAUUGGGUUCUUUGAAUGCUUCACCUCGCCCUGUUGAUCUUGCUUUGCAAAAUGUGAGCAAUUCUGGGUGUCCCCCACAUACAGUAAUUGGACAUCCAAAGGAGAAAUUUAAUUCUUGCAUGCCUGUGUCAUACGGAAUGCCAUUAUCUUUUGUCCAGCAGUGUGGCACGCCUCAUGCUGAAAUAUCAGGGAGUUGGGUCAGUGCACCAGGUGUGCCUUUCAGCCCAUUUCCCCCAUUGCCCCCCUAUCCGCGGGAUAAUAAAGACUGUCAACCUCCUAGUUCUACUAAUGCUGCAACUGUAGAUCAGCCUGUUGAAGUUCAGCAGCAGGAUAUGUGUGGUCCAGUUGGUUGUUACUCUGACGAUAUCACUCCCAGCACAGCCACUACUAGCCCAAAAGACAUUGACCUUUCACGUGAAGAUGAUAAACAGCUUUACAAACGUUUGAGAGGUUCCUCCUGUGAUUUGGGAAGGAAGUACUUUAGGCAGCAAAAAUGGAAUAAUUCAAAAAUACAUCGACCCUGGUUCAGAAGGAAUGCGUGGGGAUCUAAUGGGAACAGCACUGCUGGCAGUAUAUACCGUGUUAGUGUAGGAGAUGAACCAAGUGAGUCAAAAGUUGCAUAUUCUUCAGAGGAUGUAAUCUGUAGAGCGGAGGAAGAAUUUUACUUAGUCAAAAGCUCUAUCCCUGGAGGAAGUUUAUACCAUUCCGCCUUUUGCUGUUUGAAUAUUGAUCGAACCAAAUCUUCAUGAGCAGAUCACUCAUCUGAGGAGAUGAAGCUGUGUGUAUCAAAGACCUUUCUGUUAAUGUCUGUUCGAUAAGAUUUGUCCACAGGAUCCGUGAUGAUCGGAUGGAGAUUCGUGCAUAAAACCCAUAGUUCACUUUGAAAUCUGCAAGACUAGCUAGUUUCUUCAUUAAGUCUGUCUCUGUUUCCUUAUCUUUAUAGUGUAUAAUUUUCACGUCUUGGCCCAUCAUCAGGUUCAAAUUUACGUUGUUUGAGAAUCUGUUCGAAGUUUUGGCUACGUGUAUAGGGGCUUUGAAGUUGGGAUAUUACUUUAGGAAUGUGCUACGAGUAUGCUUUAGGGGAGAGAUUUGAAAGGGUUGUAUUUUUGUCACUUGACAUUAGUUGUAACUUCCCGCAUUUUUAUUUAGGGUUUGGCUGGUCAUUGCAAUCAAAUGAGAAAUUUUGGUAAGACUAGUUUCAAA
This is a messenger RNA of Prosopis cineraria, 8021 nucleotides long. RefSeq names its product histone-lysine N-methyltransferase ASHH2-like. Gene Ontology annotation, molecular function: histone H3K36 methyltransferase activity; protein binding; zinc ion binding. Lineage: Eukaryota; Viridiplantae; Streptophyta; Magnoliopsida; Fabales; Fabaceae. Gene Ontology annotation, cellular component: chromatin; nucleus. Gene Ontology annotation, biological process: regulation of DNA-templated transcription. The record is from RefSeq and is a predicted model, not a curated record.